CGGUGGCACUCAGUAAGCUCUGAGACGGUAACGCGUGCGCACAACGAAGACAAAGACGCAACGGUCGAACUGGUUACAAAAUGGCGUUUAUGAAAAUUUGCAUAUUUGCUUUGCUCGUGGGCACAACAUUAGCCCAACGCGAACGUGGCAAUUUCCGCGUUGGCCCGGGUCAUCCGCCAUCGCAGCGUCAUUUGCCUCCAAGGGCGCGAGAUCCUGUCGAGGUGGCAGCCAUACAACCCAAACGCAAACAGGCCGAGGUGGAGUACGAGCCCACCGAGGAGUGUCCGGAUGCAAAUGGCUUCUUUCCGGAUAGCAAGCAGUGCGACAAAUACUAUGCGUGCUUAGAUGGCAAACACACUGAACGCCUCUGUGCCGAUGGCAUGGUCUUCAACGAUUACUCACCCAUCGAGGAGAAGUGCGAUUUGCCCUACAACAUUGAUUGCACCAAACGUUCCAAGCUGCAAACUCCGCAACCGUCGCAGCACUGUCCAAGGAAGAAUGGCUAUUUUGGUCAUGAGAAGCCCGGAAUUUGCGACAAGUUCUACUUCUGCGUUGAUGGCCAAUUUAACAUGAUCACAUGUCCUGCUGGACUGGUAUUCAAUCCCAAGACUGGCAUCUGCACCUGGCCGGAUGAGGUGGGCGUCACUGGCUGCAAGUCAGAAGAUAUUUUCGAGUUCGAGUGCCCUAAAGUGAAUGAGAGCAUCGCUGUUACACAUCCACGCUACGCGGAUCCCGAUGACUGUCAAUUCUUUUAUGUGUGCGUGAAUGGGGAUCUACCACGACGCAAUGGCUGCAAACUUGGUCAGGUCUUCGAUGAGGAAAACAAGACCUGCGACUGGGCUCGCAAAGUACCUGACUGUGCUGAUUGGUACAAGGAUCGUCUAACUGAUGCCGAGCUGGAUGAGCUGGAGAAUCCGAAACCAAAGCCAACGACCACCAAGAGGCCGCAACGUGUGCGCGGAGCAUCAAGGCGUAAGCCUAAACCUAAGGUGGUCAAAGAGGAAGAGGAGCUCGAGGAGGAAGAGGCCUAAGCGCUGACUGUUUAAUCUUAAGUUUGUCAUUCCUGGCUACGAAUAGGCAAAAACAAUAAACUAUUACAUACUUUCGCGCGCUGCAAUAAAUGUGUUCCCUUCUCAGUCGCACUU
Messenger RNA from Drosophila nasuta, 1145 nucleotides. It is a transcript of the gene obst-B, whose product is annotated as obstructor-B. Gene Ontology annotation, cellular component: extracellular region. The coding region runs from base 81 to 1031 and encodes 316 amino acids. The transcript has 6 exons. NCBI's taxonomy places the organism in Eukaryota, Metazoa, Arthropoda, Insecta, Diptera, Drosophilidae. The record is from RefSeq and is a predicted model, not a curated record. Gene Ontology annotation, molecular function: chitin binding.